Cricetulus griseus (Chinese hamster) is the source of this 1299-nucleotide messenger RNA. Lineage: Eukaryota; Metazoa; Chordata; Mammalia; Rodentia; Cricetidae. The record is from RefSeq and is a predicted model, not a curated record.
AUGGGACAGCGGGCACAGAAGGCCCAGAAGCAUCCCGUGCAGCAGAGACUGUCGCAGCCCAGUGAGGAGCCCAGGAUGUUCCUGAAGGCUGUGGUGGUGACCCUGGCCCUGGUGGCUAUCACCGAGGCCGGGAGAGAGGUGCAUGUUCACGACUUGUUUGCUGUUCUCUGCCCAGGCACCCGGGCUGAGGUCGAUGCGGACCAGGUUUCCACUGUGAUGUGGCAAUUAUUCACUCAGCUAAGCGACAAUGCCAAGGAGGCUAUGGAACAAGUCCAGAAGUCAGACAUUACCCAGCAGCUCAACACCCUCUUCCAGGACAAACUUGGGGGCAUGAAUACAUAUGCAGAAGACCUGCAGAAGAAGCUGCUGCCCUUUGCCAUAGAAAUGAACGAGCGCCUGACCAAGGAUGCAGUAAGGGUAAAGGAAGAGAUCCAAAAGGAGCUAGAGGACCUACGCGCCCGCAUGAUGCCCCACGCCAACACAGUGAGCCAGACAAUCGGGGACAACAUGCAGAAGUUGCAGCAGCACCUGAAACCCUAUGCUGAGGGGCUGCAAACCAAGGUCAACACACAGGCCCAGGAACUGAAGCGCCAGCUGACGCCCUACAUGCAGCGCAUGCAGACCACCGUACAGGAGAACAUGGACAACCUGCAGGCCUCAAUGAUGCCCUAUGCCAACGAGUUCAAGGACAAGUUUAACCAGAAUGUGGAAGAGCUCAAGGGGCGCCUGACCCCCCGUGCCAGCGAGCUGAAGGCCACAAUCGACCAGAACCUGGAAGAUCUGCGCAGAAGCCUGGCCCCCCUGGCGGAAGGUGUGCAGGAGAAACUCAACCACCAGCUGGAGGGGCUGGCCUUCCAGAUGAAGAAGAACGCCGAGGAGCUUCAGACCAAGGUCUCUGCCAACGUCGACCAGCUGCAGAAGAAACUGGCACCGCUGGUGGAAGACGUGCACAGCAAGCUGAGGGGCAACACCGAGGGACUGCAGAAGUCUCUGGAAGACCUGAACAGCCAGCUGGACCAGCAGGUGGAGGAGUUCCGACGCACCGUGGAGCCCUUGGGGGAGAUGUUCAACAAGGCUCUGGUGCAGCAGAUGGAACAGUUCAGGCAGCAGCUGGGCUCCAAUUCGGGGGACGUGCAAGGCCACUUGAGCUUCCUGGAGAAGAGCCUGAGGGAAAAAGUCAGCUCCUUUAUGGGCACCCUGGGGAAGAAGGAGAGCCCAGACCAGCCCCUGGCCCUCCCCCUCCCCGAGCAAGUCCAGGAGCAGGUGCAGCCCAACCCCCCCAACCCCGUGGAGAGCUGA